AUGGCGGCGGCGGAGGAGGCGGCGGGAGGAGGAGGAGGUGGUGGAUCGUCGCCGGGGAAGAGGCCGGUGAUGGUGGUGGGGAUCGACGACAGCGAGCACAGCUACUACGCGCUGGAGUGGACGCUGCAGCACUUCUUCGCGCCGGGGCAGCCGCAGCAGUACCGCCUCGCCGUGCUCACCGCCAAGCCGCCCGCGUCCUCCGUCAUCGGCAUCGCCGGCAUCGGCGCGGCCGAGCUCCUGCCGACCGUCGAGGCCGACCUCAAGCGCACCGCCGCCAGGGUCAUGGACAGGGCCAAGGGCCUCUGCGCCGAGCAGGUGGCCGACGUCAGCUACGAAGCCAUCGAGGGAGACGCCAGGGGCGUGAUCUGCGAGGCGGUCGACCGGCACCACGCCGAGAUCCUGGUCAUCGGCUGCCAUGGCUACAGCAAGUGGAAGAGGGCUGUUCUUGGAAGUGUGAGCGACUACUGCACCCACCACGCGCACUGCACCGUCAUGGUCGUCAAGAGGCCAAAGCACAAUCACUGACCGACUGACGACGGCGUUCUCUCCUCCUGGUGGGUGAUGCUCCAGGCCGGCUCUGCAACAGAACAGAAAUGAAACGGGGUCGUCUUCUCGUUUCGCUUUCAUUCAUAGGGGUGUAGUGAUCUUAUUCCAGCAGCACAUUUAAAGAUCCUAAUUAGAGUAGUUUGUCG
Molecule: messenger RNA, 692 nt
Organism: Panicum virgatum (switchgrass)
Lineage: Eukaryota; Viridiplantae; Streptophyta; Magnoliopsida; Poales; Poaceae
Product: universal stress protein PHOS34-like
Exons: 3
Coding region: 1-525 (174 amino acids)
Source: RefSeq, a predicted model, not a curated record